This is a messenger RNA of Pelodiscus sinensis (Chinese soft-shelled turtle), 3240 nucleotides long. The record is from RefSeq and is a predicted model, not a curated record. NCBI's taxonomy places the organism in Eukaryota, Metazoa, Chordata, Testudines, Trionychidae.
CUGUUAAUUGCAGGGCUGCUGUUUGGUGACAUUGAUAAUGAACAUGUAUUAGGUGUCCAGAGAUCACCCUGGGCAGGAGGCAUGUUGCAAGAGGAACAGCACUGAGCUGAAAAAACACUGACACUCAGCAAACUUCCUCUGCUAGAUGAGAACAGGAUAAAGUCGGUGCAGUUUCCUUGCCUGGCAGGAGAAGGCAGCAGCCACGAUGAGGGUGCAGUUUAUCACUCCUGUUGCAGGAUUUUGCUGGCUCAUCUGCUUCCAGGAGACUCUUUUCUCCAAUGCAGACGAUGCGUGUGCAAAGUCAACCGUCUGUCCUAGUUAUGCGACCUGUAAAGUCAUCCCUGGGGGCUAUCGCUGCGCCUGCAAAUGGGGGUCUGUGUCUAGCACUGGGGAGCAGUAUUUCAUGGAUAAUAGUGUGACGUGCCAAGGAACUCAUAGAGGCUGCCAACUGAUCGUGUUUUGAAGAAGGAUUAGGCUUUGAUACAAAUAGCAAGAACAUCUGACAUGAUCUUCUGAAGCAUCUAGUGCCAGCCACUGAUGAAAGCAGGAUUUUGCACUAGAUGGUCACUGGUCUGACCCAGUCUGGCCAUCCCUGUGUUCCUAAACGACAGAUGUUUUCAGACCUGAAUGAUAUCGAUGAAUGUGCCCAGGACCCCCUGCCCUGUGGCCCGAAUGCCUCCUGCCAGAACACUGACAAAAGUUUUGUCUGUGAGUGUGAAUCUGGCUACAGCUCUUCCAGACGAGUCUCAGGGAAGCGCGGCAUCGCCCCUCUGGACUGAUCAGAUAUUGAUGAAUGUUCCCACAACCCAUCGCCCUGCGGCCCCAACUCCAACUGCACCAACACCCAAGGCAGUUACAACUGCACGUGCCGACCAGGCUACCUCCCGCCCAGCGAGCCUGAUGUCCCAUUCUACUGCACAGAGGACACUUCCAAACGCCGGGCCCAUUUCUCGGAAGAGAACGAUCUGGUGAGGAAAUCCCAGAACCAGAGUCUGGACACAGCUCACGGCUCAUCCCCAGAGGAUGCGGCCUACUGCACUUUAUUGAACUCCACCUUCAGGGCCUUGGGAGAGCCCUACGAAGAGAAGAACUCAACGGUGUGUCUGGAGAAAGCCGCUGGGGGAUUUGCCUCCAUCCUGGAGCAGACGUCCUCCUGGUCCAACCUAAGCAUGGAGCAGCUCUCUGUCUCAGCCGCCAUCGUUCUGCAAAGUGUGGAGAGGAUUGUAAUGGACGUCCUCACCAACCCCACCGAGAACAGGAAACUGACCUUCCGGACGAAGGAGCUGGAUGUCCAGACCAAAGUCAUUGCGGACGGGUGCAGCAGGGAGAACUUUGUCAUCAACCUGGGAGCCAAAGGGGAGAGCAUGGAGAUUAGAUGUAAAACAGUUCAGGGAUCAACAGCACAAGGAGCGGCUGGAGUGGCGUUUGCCUCCUACGUGGGCAUGGAAACCAUCAUGAAUGGCAGCUUCUUCCAAGACCAGAAGGACUCCUCUGGCCACGCUGUCCGGAUGAUUUCCAGGGUGGUGAGUGCCUGGCUGACCAGCCAGACCAAGACCAACUUCACAGAUCCAGCGAACUACACCUUCGAGCACAUCAUGCCAAGCAACCGCUACGAGAAGCCCAAAUGUGUCUCGUGGGAAACCACAGCCCAGAGAGGCAGCUGGUCUCCGGCAGGGUGCAGGGUUCUGCGCUUCAACACCACUCACACCACGUGCAACUGCAACCACGUCUCCAGCCUGGCCGUCCUCAUGGCAUGGGGGGAGAUAACGGCAGAUUUCCCGCUAUUCCUCAUCUCCCACGUUGGGCUGGCCCUCUCCCUGCUGUGCCUCCUCCUCGCCAUCCUCACCUUCCUCCUGUGCCGCUCCAUCCGCAACGUCAACACCUCCAUCCACCUGCAGCUCUGCCUCUGCCUCUUUGUGGCCGAUCUUCUCUUCCUCACGGCAGUGGACAGCACCAGCCAUCAGGUGGGCUGUGCGGUCAUUGCAGGCUUGCUGCACUACCUCUUCCUGGCCUGUUUCGCCUGGAUGUUCCUGGAGGCCGUGGUGCUCUUCCUCACCGUGCGCAACCUCGGGGUCGUCAACUAUUUCAGCACCCACAGCCCCAAAAUGCGGUUCCUGAGCCUCUUCGGCUACGGAUUCCCUGCCCUGGUGGUGGCUGUCUCAGCCGCCAUCAUGCCAAAGGGCCAUGGCAGGGCAGACAGCUGCUGGCUCAGCAUGGAGAAGGGGUUCAUCUGGAGUUUCCUGGGGCCGGUGUGCGCCAUUGUGGGGAUCAAUUCCGUCCUUUUUGCUGUAACCCUCUGGAUGCUGCAGAGAAAACUUUCCAGCCUCAACUCUGAGGUGUCCACCCUCAAAGACACCAGGCUCCUGACCUUUAAAGCCAUCGCCCAAGUCUUCAUUCUGGGCUGCACUUGGAUUUUCGGUCUCUUCCAAACCGGCCCAGCCGCUGUGGUCAUGGCAUAUUUAUUCACCAUCCUGAACAGCCUGCAGGGGGUCUUCAUCUUCCUGGUGCACUGCCUCCUCAAUCGCCAGGUGCAGGAGGAAUACAAGCGAUGGUUUACCGGCAAAUCCAAGUCCUAUUCGGAGGUCUCCAUGUCUACUUUAGCCACCAGCAGCAAAGUGGUUUCCUCUUUGCAUCCAUGAGGACUAGAACUGCGAGACCUGAGCUGCUUAUCAUCUGAUGGGAGCCAGAAGUCAGAGCCCUGGACGUGGGCCAGUAGCAUCUAUCGCUUAAUCCAACCUGGAACUGUUGCUGCUUUUCUGAGUUUUCCUUUCUCUGUAUUUAUUAUUAUUUUUCCAAUCCUCUGUUUCCCUGGAAUCUGAGCAGGGUUUGUGUCAUAAUCAUGAGGGUUAGCCAGCAUCCUGUGGACUAAGGGGUUUAACUAUGUCUCUGACUAAACCAGGUGGCAGGCAGCCAAUAGAAAUGUAGGUUGGAAUUUCAAACUGGGACAAAGGCAUUUUUUGAUUUUUCCCUCCUUUGUCCUGGGCAGUUCCUUUCUAGCUACGGAAGAGACAGACAUGUCUCUCUCUCUCCAUGAAACCAUUCUUCACUUUCUGUAAAGAGGGUAAAGUUUAGAUAAAUCCAUUAUAAAUGGGAUCUGAUGCGUGUGCACUUUUAAAAAAAUGUUUUGGAUUUCCUUUGUAAGUAAGUUCUCGGCUCAUGGUGAAGUUUCUUCAUGAGUAUAUUAUUUUGUUACUUUUCCAUCUAGUCAUUAUGCUUCCAACAGGAAUAUUGUGGUGAUAA